Messenger RNA from Salvia miltiorrhiza (redroot sage), 2123 nucleotides. RefSeq names its product probable galacturonosyltransferase 15. The transcript has 8 exons. Bases 207 to 1844 code for a protein of 545 amino acids. Lineage: Eukaryota; Viridiplantae; Streptophyta; Magnoliopsida; Lamiales; Lamiaceae. Gene Ontology annotation, molecular function: polygalacturonate 4-alpha-galacturonosyltransferase activity. The record is from RefSeq and is a predicted model, not a curated record.
ACGGUGCGUGAUCUCAAUUCUUUGACAAAUCGAAGCAUAUAAAGCAGUAAUGCACACACUUUGCAGAGCUCAAUUUGAAGCAGCCAGUGACAAUCUGAGCAAUUGCUUCUGCAAAGGUGCAAAAUAUUGAGAUCCAAGCUGAAGAAGCUGAUGUCUGUGAUGAAAUUGUUUUUGAAGAAGAAGAAGCGGAAAUCGGAGAUCGCGGUAUGAAGUUCUACAUAUCCGCGACCGGGAUUAAGAGAUUGGCGGUGUCGACUGUGACCGCCGGAGGAGACAGAGUUGGACGUGGAGGUGUUUGGCGGGGGAUGAAAUGGAAGAGCUCGCUGCCGGCGGCGGGUAAACGCCGAUUCUCUCACCGGACGAUUAGGUUGUUCGCCGGCCUGCUUUUGCCCUUCCUUUUUUUCCGAACCGCUCUUCUGGUCCUCGAAUCGGCCGCUCUUUGCUCUUCCCCUAUUGGUUGUCUGACAUGGCGGUUUUUUGGCGGGAGUGACGCCGCCUUGCUCAGAGAAGAGCUGACGAGGGCCUUGCUGGAGGCAACUGCGAGCCAUGAUGGUGGUGGAAUUGGCACAGUCGACGGCUCAAAUUCUGAGCCGGUUUCAUUCAAGGAUCUUGUAAAGGAUAUGACUUUAAACAGACAGGACAUAAAAGCUUUCGCUUUCAAGACCAAGACCAUGAUUGCAAAGAUGGAACACAUUGUAAAAAAAGCUCAGUGGCAUGAAUCUAUCUACUGGCAUUUAGCUGCUCAUGGUGUACCCACGAGCCUCCACUGCCUUUCACUUGAAAUGGCUGAGGAGUAUGCUGUGAACGCCGCAGCACGUUCUCGCUUACCUCUGCCUCAACACAUUCACCGCCUUAUAGACCCUUCUUUUCAUCAUGUUGUUCUUUUAACUGACAACAUCCUUGCUGCCUCUGUUGUCAUCUCCUCCACUCUCAAAACAUCAAGCAAUCCCGAAAAAUUGGUCUUCCACGUGGUCACCGAUAAGAAGACAUACACUUCAAUGCAUGCAUGGUUUUCAGUCAACACAAUCGUUUCUGCAGUUGUUGAAGUCAAGGGCUUGCAUCAAUACGAUUGGUCUCAUGAGGUAAAUGUAGCUGUUAGGGAGAUGCUGGAAAUUCAUCAUCAGAUCUGGAAUCACUAUUACCGAAGUCUGAAGAAGGAGGACCUUGAAUAUGGGACUGAAAAUUACCACAAGCUAGAUGUCCUAAGUCCCAGCUCCGUCUCCCUCUUAAAUCACCUCCGUGUUUAUCUACCUGUGCUGUUUCCAGAUCUGGACAAAGUUGUGUUCCUGGACGAUGAUAUCGUGGUACAGCAUGACUUAUCAUCCCUAUGGGACUUGGAUCUCAACCAGAAAGUUGUGGCUGCAGUUGUUGAUUCAUCGUGUGGAACUGACUGUUGUCCGGGAAGAAAGUACAACGAUUAUUUCAAUUUCACAAAUCCAAUCAUAUCGUCUAUUUUGGAUCAAAAUCGCUGUGGAUGGCUGUAUGGGGUAAAUGUUUUUGAUCUACAAAGAUGGAGGAAGAGCAAUAUCACUGCAGUGUAUCAUCAGUGGCUUAAACAUAGCCUCAAUUCUGGUUUCGAACUAUGGCAUCCUGGAGCACUUCCACCUGCCAUCCUUGCAUUCGAAAAUCAUGUUCACGCUAUCGAUCCUUCGUGGCACAUAGCUGGUUUGGGAUACCGGUAUCCACGAGUAGAUAACCAUACGCUAGAAGCUGCAGCCGUCGUGCAUUUUAGUGGGCCGGCAAAGCCAUGGCUCGAGAUCGGGUCAUCAGAGGUAAGACAUCUGUGGACUAGGCAUAUAAAUUCAUCUAAUCAUCAUAUUAGAAAAUGUGGGAUAGUGAAUUGAGAGGAAAUUUUAUGUAUACUUGUAUGUAUGAAUACAUCCAUCUCGAUGUUUAUUUCGGUUUAAACGUUAGAGGAGUUGUUUGAGAUGAAGGGAAGAAGGUCGAGCCUUCAGUCUCAUCUCAGACGUUGCUUCUCUGUGGACAAUAGCAUGUAUGUAUAUAUAUAUUAUAUAUAUAUAACCUACAAAACCUGAGUAGGGGUGAAGAAUAUUUUGAUGUAACUGUAUAUUAAUUUGUAGCUUCAUCUACAUAUAUGUAAUGUCAAUGUGGUUACUCUCCUA